AUGACAUCAGAGGAACCAAUCGACGUAGUCUCAAAGAAUGCUGACGGUAAAAAGGCAGAGUCUAGUUUUCCAGACGAAAAACCCGAGAAUAGUAAAGUAGACAAACAGCAGAAACAUGUGAAACGUUCACAUGAAUUAAUGCAACUUGUUUAUGAACUUCCUGUUGAUGUAGACGAAACAGUACACGAAAACAACAAUAUGCUUAAAGAAAACCCACCGAUAACUAUUGUCGAGAUCACCGAACAGAAUGGUUGUGAAACGGAUGUAGAUAGUACCACACAAUGUGAUAGUAAAUAUUUUAAAGAGUCUAGUCCACAUGAUUUAGGCAAUAAGGUCGUUUAUGACGUUUUGUCAACAAACGAAUUGAUUAUCCAUGAUGAGUUUAAGGAAGUAAUAGAUAGGACGUCGCCGGAUGAUACCACGGAUGAGGAUUUGCUUGAAUUGAAAACAAUUUUGGAGAGUAAGCCUAAGCUUUUAGAGAGAUAUAUAAGGGAAUGUGCGUCAGUUGACGAAGUGAAUAAACUCCACAGUUUAACGUCAUGUGGUCCUUUGUCUCCGAGACCACGUCACGAAGCGAGAAGUACGUCAGUGACAUCAGAUUUGUUCCAGCUAUGGCUGUCAUCCUCGCCUGUUAAGAGAUCACGGUCGCCAAGCAGCUCCGCGCAAAGACAGCUCGAUGAGGCAGAUCUUUUCAUGGACCUCAUUAAAGAUGUCGCCAACGAAUUAGACAUCGACGUACUCUGCCAUAAGAUACUUGUGAACGUAUGCCUGCUUACAUCAGCUGACAGAGGAAGCUUGUUCCUGGCUAAAGGCACGCCACCGAAUAGAUAUCUACAGGCAAAACUGUUUGACGUCACACGAGACACGGAUCUCUACGACGCGCUGAGGAUAGCAAAAUCUCAAGAGAUCAGAAUACCCUUCGGAGUAGGCGUCGCUGGGUUGGCAGCGCAGACAAAAAACCCUAUCAAUAUUAAAAAUGCCUAUGCUGAUCCGAGGUUUAACAGUGAAAUAGACGCCCGAACUGGAUACAAAACUGAAUUAAUUCUUUGUAUGCCAAUUUGUAACUGUGAAGGUGAUGUCGUUGGAGUCGCACAGAUUAUAAACAAAACUGACGGUUCAAAGGAAUUCUCAGCGCGAGAUGUCGAAGUGUUCCGAAGGUACCUCACAUUCUGCGGUAUAGGAAUACAAAACGCCCAGUUAUUCGAAUCAUCGGUGCUUGAAUACAAACGGAACCAGAUACUUCUAGCGUUAGCGAGAAGUAUAUUCGAAGAACAGAGCAACCUCGAGUGCCUCGUCACGAAGAUCAUGACAGAAGCUCGAGAGUUACUCAAGUGUGAACGAUGCGCUGUGUUCAUACUUGACACAGAUCAUUGUGAAUCGAGUCAUUUAGAACGUAUAGUCCAAAGGCCGGGCGGGAGGCGCAGCGGCGCGCCCGCGCUGCCGCCGCCCGCGCCGACGCGCUUCCACACUCUCUUCGAACUCGGCGCGAAGCAUUCUCGAACUACCCUCACUCCGCGACACGACAUCAAGUCGACCCUUGCUUGUAUUGCUCUCGCUGUGGCUCGAUCGAACAAAGCCUUAAACAUUUCCGAUGUAGACGAAUGGCGUAAAGAAAACAGCAUGGUCGUAUCCGACCUUACGACAGAUGACGCUGCAAACAUCAGAACAAUGCUCUGCAUGCCUAUUGUCAAUGCUAAUAAGGACGUUAUUGGCGUUGCACAAUUGAUUAAUAAGGAGAACGGAUCUCAGUUUACGGACGGCGAUAUAUCAAUAUUUGAAGCGUUCGCCAUAUUCUGCGGUCUCGGUAUCCAUAACACUCAAAUGUAUGAAAAUGCGUGUAAAUUAAUGGCGAAGCAAAAGGUAGCGCUCGAAUGCUUAUCAUACCACGCGACCGCCACAGCGGAAGACACGAAAAAGCUAUGCGACGACAUCAUACCAUCGGCUGAAGUUUACAACCUUUACAGCUAUAAAUUCCAUGAUUUCGAUUUAUCGGACGAAGAUACGUGCAGGGCGACGUUAAGAAUGUUCCUGCAAUGUAAUCUUGUUGAGAAAUUUCACAUACCUUAUGAGGUCUUAUGCCGAUGGAUACUAAGCGUAAAGAAAAAUUAUCGUCCAGUAAAAUACCACAACUGGCGACACGCUCUCAACGUUGCUCAAACAAUGUUUGCGAUGCUAAAAACUGGUAAAAUGGAACGUUUUAUGUCUGAUCUAGAAAUACUAGGUCUAUUAGUCGCUUGUCUAUGCCAUGACCUAGACCAUAGAGGUACUAAUAAUGCGUUCCAAACGAAAACGGAGAGCCCUCUAGCGAUUUUGUAUUCAACCUCAACGAUGGAACAUCAUCAUUUCGAUCAAUGUGUCAUGAUUUUGAAUAGUGAAAGCAAUAAUAUUUUCCAAGCGUUAUCACCUUGUGAUUAUAAAGACGUUAUGAGGGUUGUGGAAACAGCGAUUCUAUCAACGGACCUUGCUAUGUACUUCAAGAAGAAAUCAAAGUUUCUAGAAUUGGUUGAAAAUGGGGAAUUCGACUGGCAGAGUCAAGAGAAAAAAGAAUUGCUCUGUGGUAUGAUGAUGACAGCUUGCGAUGUGUCCGCAAUAGCGAAGCCCUGGGAGGUUCAACAUAAAGUCGCUAAACUCGUAGCCGAUGAGUUCUUUGACCAAGGCGAUUUAGAAAAGUUGCAACUUAACCAGCAACCUAUUGCUAUGAUGGACAGAGAGAAAAAAGACGAGCUACCACAAAUGCAAGUCGGUUUCAUUGACAUGAUCUGUUUACCUUUGUACAAAGUUCUGUCAGACACGUUUCCCUGGAUACAGCCAUUAUACACUGGUACCAUGGAGAACAGACAACGCUGGCAAGACUUAGCGGAAAAGGUGGAGAUGGGACUGACGUGGAUAGACCAUGACACCAUUGAUAAACCCAUUGAAGAGUUUACAGCAUCGAACGAAGCGAUUAAAGACGUAGAACUAACAGUGACAACGUUGAACUGCGCAAGACCGGUUUCAGACUCCAGUAACAUGGCGCUUGUGAAGCCUAUCAAAACUUCCUUCCACUCCUUGAGACGAGGGAAAACAAGCAACUUUUCAACACGGCCAGCUAGAAGUAAACUUACUAGAUCCCUCUACGCGGCGCCAAGCUCACGAGAAGAGAGAGAGCGGACAGCGAGGGAAGAGAAAGAGACGCCCGCCCCGACGGAGCUGGCGCUGCAGACCAAGGCGUCUAAGCAUAAAGGACGGAGCAGCGAAAGCAGUACAGAUCAAAAGGACAGAGUUAAACCGUCCAAAUCAAUUGACUAA
Molecule: messenger RNA, 3288 nt
Organism: Melitaea cinxia (Glanville fritillary)
Lineage: Eukaryota; Metazoa; Arthropoda; Insecta; Lepidoptera; Nymphalidae
Product: cGMP-specific 3',5'-cyclic phosphodiesterase-like
Exons: 18
Coding region: 1-3288 (1095 amino acids)
Biological process (GO): signal transduction
Molecular function (GO): protein binding; 3',5'-cyclic-nucleotide phosphodiesterase activity
Source: RefSeq, a predicted model, not a curated record